Messenger RNA from Guyanagaster necrorhizus, 331 nucleotides. RefSeq lists its product as uncharacterized. The record is from RefSeq and is a predicted model, not a curated record. The transcript is spliced from 5 exons. Bases 109 to 291 code for a protein of 60 amino acids. NCBI's taxonomy places the organism in Eukaryota, Fungi, Basidiomycota, Agaricomycetes, Agaricales, Physalacriaceae.
UUCGACAAAAAUUUCGCAUCGGGUAUAAUCUAGGGACCUUUAGUUAUUGACAUGGACGGCCCGGCGGCCUAAGGAUGAUUUGCAUCGAUCAACCGUGCUAACUCCGCAAUGUGUGAACGAGAUCGAAUCAAGUGCCAGGGAGGGUUUGUGUGCGCAUCCUGUUGGCAAGCUCAGGUGUAUGUCCUCCUUGUGAUACGUCUGACAGGUCAAUGGAACUCUAGUGAGUCAAGCGGACUACGAAGGAGUCGCGACGCAGCAUCAUGCUCUAGUCACGCUGCCGCGAUUCUUUAAAACGACUUGUACUGUGUAGAUCCCUGACGUAUCAAUGAGU